AUGAUUGUGCUGUUAUUCUUUGCCUUGCUCUGGAUGGUGGACGGAGUCUUUUCCCAGCUCCAUUAUACAGUGCAGGAGGAGCAGGAACAUGGCACUUUCGUGGGGAAUAUCGCGGAAGAUCUGGGCUUGGACAUUACAAAACUUUCAGCUCGCAGGUUUCAGACUGUGGCCAACUCACGGACCCCUUACUUGGACCUCAAUCUGGAGACCGGGGUUCUGUAUGUAAAUGAAAAGAUCGACCGCGAGCAGAUCUGCAAGCAGAGCCCCUCUUGUGUCCUGCACCUGGAGGUCUUUCUGGAGAAUCCGUUGGAGCUGUUCCGAGUGGAGAUCGAAGUGCUGGACAUCAAUGACAACCCUCCCUCCUUCCCGGAGCCGGACCUGACAGUAGAGAUCUCAGAGAGCGCCACGCCAGGCACCCGCUUUCCCUUGGAGAGCGCCUUUGACCCAGACGUGGGGACCAACUCAUUGCGAGACUAUGAGAUAACCCCGAAUAGCUACUUCUCGCUAGACGUGCAGACCCAAGGAGAUGGUAACCGAUUCACAGAGCUGGUGCUGGAGAAGCCACUGGACCGAGAACAGCAAGCGGUGCACCGCUACGUGCUGACCGCGGUGGACGGGGGAGGAGGCCAACCCGUCUACACGGUUUCCCUACCAGAAAAUUCACCCCCUGGCACCCUAGUGAUCCAGCUCAAUGCCACCGACCCGGAUGAAGGCCAGAACGGCGAGGUCGUAUACUCAUUUAGCAGUCACAUUUCGCCCAGGGCUCGAGAGCUCUUCGGACUUUCGCCUCGCACCGGCCGGCUGGAGGUGAGCGGCGAGUUGGACUAUGAAGAGAGCCCAGUGUACCAGGUGUAUGUCCAAGCCAAGGACUUGGGUCCCAAUGCUGUGCCUGCACACUGCAAGGUGCUGGUGAGAGUGCUGGAUGCUAAUGACAACGCACCGGAGAUCAGCUUCAGCACGGUGAAAGAGGCGGUGAGCGAGGGUGCGGCCCCUGGAACCGUGGUGGCUCUGUUCAGCGUGACUGAUAGAGACUCAGAGGAGAAUGGGCAGGUGCAGUGUGAGCUCCUGGGAGACGUGCCGUUCCGCCUCAAGUCUUCCUUCAAGAAUUACUACACCAUCGUGACCGAAGCCCCUUUGGACCGAGAAGCUGGCGACUCCUAUACUCUGACAGUGGUGGCCCGCGACCGGGGCGAACCUGCACUCUCCACCAGUAAAUCGAUCCAAGUUCAAGUGUCAGAUGUGAACGACAAUGCGCCGCGCUUCAGCCAGCCGGUCUACGACGUGUAUGUGACAGAAAACAACGUGCCUGGUGCCUACAUUUACGCGGUGAGCGCCACGGACCGAGACGAAGGGGCCAAUGCCAAAUUAACCUAUUCUAUCCUCGAGUGCCAGAUCCAGGGCAUGAGUGUCUUCACCUACGUGUCCAUCAACUCAGACAACGGCUACUUGUACGCCCUGAGAUCCUUUGAUUAUGAGCAGAUCAAGGACUUCAGUUUUCAAGUGGAAGCCCGGGACGCCGGCAGCCCCCAGGCACUGGCAGGCAACGCCACGGUCAACAUUCUGAUUGUAGAUCAGAACGACAAUGCCCCCGCCAUCGUGGCGCCCCUGCCGGGGCGCAACGGGACUCCAGCCCGCGAGGUGCUGCCUCGCUCUGCCGAGCCGGGCUACCUGCUUACUCGCGUGGCAGCCGUGGACGCGGACGACGGCGAGAACGCCAGGCUCACCUACAGUAUCGUGCGGGGCAACGAAAUGAACCUAUUCCGCCUGGACUGGCGCACCGGAGAGCUCCGCACUGCGCGCCGGGUCCCAGCCAAGCGCGACCCCCAGCGGCCUUAUGAGCUGGUGAUCGAGGUGCGUGACCAUGGGGAGCCACCACUGUCUUCCACAGCCACCCUGGUUGUUCAGCUGGUGGAUGGAGCCGUGGAGCCACAGGGCGGGGGCGGGGGCGGAGGUGGAGGGCCCGGGGAGCACCAGCGCCCCAGCCGCUCUGGCGGUGGAGAAACUUCACUGGACCUCACACUCAUCCUCAUCAUCGCGCUGGGCUCAGUGUCCUUCAUCUUUCUGCUGGCCAUGAUCGUGUUGGCCGUGCGCUGUCAAAAGGAGAAAAAACUCAACAUCUACACCUGUCUAGCGAGUGAUUGCUGCCUCUGCUGCUGCUGCUGUGGCAGUGGGGGCUCCACCUGCUGCGGCCGCCAAGCCCGGGCACGCAAGAAGAAACUCAGCAAGUCCGACAUCAUGUUGGUGCAGAGCGCCAACGUCCCUAGCAACCCGGCCCAGGUGCCGGUGGAGGAGACCGGGAGCUUUGGCUCCCACCACCACAACCAGAACUAUUGCUAUCAAGUCUGCCUCACCCCGGAGUCCGCCAAGACCGACCUGAUGUUCCUGAAGCCCUGCAGCCCUUCCCGAAGUACAGACGCUGAGCACAAUCCCUGUGGAGCCAUCGUCACCGGGUACAGCGACCAGCAACCAGACAUCAUUUCCAACGGAAGCAUUUUGUCCAACGAGAAUAAACACCAGCGAGCAGAGCUCAGCUAUCUAGUUGACAGACCUCGCCGAGUCAACAGUUCUGCAUUCCAGGAAGCUGACAUUGUAAGCUCUAAGGACAGUGGUCAUGGGGACAGUGAACAGGGAGACAGUGAUCAUGAUGUCACCAAUCGUGGUCAGUCAGCUGGUAUGGAUCUCUUCUCCAACUGCACUGAGGAAUGUAAAGCUCUGGGCCACUCAGACCGAUGCUGGAUGCCUUCAUUUGUCCCUUCGGAUGGACGCCAGGCUGCAGAUUACCGCAGCAACCUACAUGUCCCCGGCAUGGACUCAGUGCCAGACACCGAGGUCUUUGAACCUCCCGAAGCGCAGCCUGGAUCAGAGCGGUCCUUCUCCACCUUCGGCAAGGAGAAGGCCCUGCAUGGCACCCUGGAGAGGAAGGAGCUGGAUGGAUUACUGUCUAAUACACGAGCGCCUUACAAACCACCAUAUUUGAAAAUGCUGUGGAUGCAGCUGCGUGGAGAGGCUCAUUUGACGAAAGAUGGAGGCAAGCAAACAACCUCAUGA
Cricetulus griseus (Chinese hamster) is the source of this 3048-nucleotide messenger RNA. Lineage: Eukaryota; Metazoa; Chordata; Mammalia; Rodentia; Cricetidae. The record is from RefSeq and is a predicted model, not a curated record.